CAUACCUGUAGAAAGAUCGAUCGCACACGAGCUGCGGUAACGUCCACCGAUGAGGGCAGAAACAUCCUCACUUGAGGGCCACGCUCUGUCCUACAAGAUGAACUGCUUGGAAAACGACAUCAAUCAACACUUCCAGGACGCCAUCGACGUCCUUCAGCAGCAUUCCAAUAUGUCCUACUAUGACUCAGAGUACGCAUACUACGAGACUGUGGUUCCCCAGCAGCCGUCUCUGCAGUGCCAGAUCUCCUACUGCCUGGUCACCCCCCACUCUGACGUCCCAGCACCCAUGUAUGACUGGAGUGACACCAGCCUACAAGGGCAGCAGCAGCAGCAGACGUGGUCUCAGAUGAUCCCUGAAGCCUCCUUAGGGGACUCGGUGGAAACUGAACCUGCUCACGUCUACUCCCAACUUCCGUCGCAAAGGAAUAACAAAGGAUUAUGCUCAGGUCGCAAGAAGCUCCGACUUUACGAGUACCUCCACGAGGCCCUCAACGAUCCCGACAUGGGCGACUCCAUCCAGUGGAGCGACAGCGCCAGCGGAAUCUUCCACUUCAUCUCCAAGAACAAAGAAAGGCUGGCCGAGUCCUGGGGCCAACGUAAGGGCAACCGCAAGGCCAUGACCUAUCAGAAGAUGGCGCGGGCCCUGCGCAAUUACAGGCACACGGGCGAGAUCAUCAAGGUCCGCCGCAAGCUCACCUACCAGUUCAACCCGGACAUCCUGCACCGGCUGGGCUCGGGACAGGCGCACAGGAACCGGCAGCCGAGCCCGGCCAGACGAAGCUACUGCGGCUCUGCGGCGCCGGACUGGCAGAACUGGUAUGCGCCAUACCAGGUGCAGGACUACGAGCAGGCCGCAAGCUUCAACUCGCAUUGCUGAAAGACUUUUCAGUCGAUACAUUUCACCAAAAAGAUUAGUGAAAAAUAAAUGUAAAAUAUUUUUUUUAUUGAAGCAAAGUGUCAUGCAAAUGGAUCAGACUGCAUUUUUAGUAGAAAUAACUGCAAAUAACAACCAAAGUGACAUUAAACACCUCAAAUUGGAUUUGACCUUGAAAUCAUUUAAAUCCUUCAAAAACUGUAAAAUUUUGUGGACGUAUUAAUCCAACUUUUGCACUCCUAAUAUGGCAAUGAUAUUGGAGCCUUGAGAAUUGGCAGAUUCCAAUAUUGAACCAAACAAAAUACCCUGUUAUUUUGCAGUGUUAAAUGUUACAAAAGGUUUGAUCAAGUGAAAUUAGUAAUUUAGAGAACAACAGUAGGUAGGAAAAACGCUAAUCUACCGUAUUUUCCGGACCAUAGGGCGCACUGCCGAUGAAUGGUCUAUUUUCGUUCUUUUUUCAAAUAUAAGGCGCACCGGAUUAUAGGCCUUUGUAGUUCGUGUGUCGGCACAGGGACGACAAAGGCGGACGCGCGCAAUUUUUCAGGAUUUAUGCAGAUCCCAAAUGCAGAUCAGCAUUUACCAGAAGGCAAGAAAAGUUUCUUUUGCAUAAUAUUGCGAAACAAAACACCAGAUAGUAUGUCUUACGUUAUACACACCAUAAUAAUACUCGUAUGUUUAAUCCAUCAAGCGGUGCGGCUUCAUAGCUUACCGAAGUCGUACUAAAAUAUUUUGAUAGAUUUUUGAGCCCCGUUUGUAAUGUUCUGUAUUUUCAAUGGAACAUAUAAAAUGUUGGUGUUGUUUACGUGAGUCGUACUGCCAUCAUAGUGUAGUCUACAUGUAUCUCUUAUGUUUGACUGGUCAUACUUAUUAUUACACUAUGUACCACAUAAAAUUGCUUCAAGGUCGGUAAGCAAAACCAGAAUUAUUCCAUACA
Messenger RNA from Nerophis lumbriciformis (worm pipefish), 1808 nucleotides. RefSeq names its product Spi-C transcription factor (Spi-1/PU.1 related) (gene spic). Gene Ontology annotation, biological process: cell differentiation; regulation of transcription by RNA polymerase II. Gene Ontology annotation, cellular component: nucleus. The record is from RefSeq and is a predicted model, not a curated record. Lineage: Eukaryota; Metazoa; Chordata; Actinopteri; Syngnathiformes; Syngnathidae. Gene Ontology annotation, molecular function: sequence-specific DNA binding; DNA-binding transcription factor activity, RNA polymerase II-specific.